Messenger RNA from Osmia bicornis bicornis, 591 nucleotides. RefSeq lists its product as uncharacterized. NCBI's taxonomy places the organism in Eukaryota, Metazoa, Arthropoda, Insecta, Hymenoptera, Megachilidae. The record is from RefSeq and is a predicted model, not a curated record. The coding region runs from base 1 to 591 and encodes 196 amino acids. The transcript is spliced from 3 exons.
AUGUCUGGACACUAUUGUUUAGAACAACUAAGAGGUCUCGGCAGGGCACGAGAAGAGCCAUCGCAGGACACGGCACCCUUGCUCACGCUAGACGAGCAGGAGUGCGAAGAUCAUUUCAGGACCACGCAUUCAAGUGACUCCGCAGGAAGAUACAUCGUGCGAUUGCCGCUCAAACUUCAUCCAAGAGCACUCGGCAAUUCGUAUCAGACGGCGCAUAACUGUCUUCAGCGGAUUCUCAGACGACUCAGCAAGGACGCUCUGUACAAACAGCUGUACACCAAGUUCAUGCUCGAAUAUGAGCAGCUUGGUCACAUGCAUCAUGGCGUUCUGAAAUUGGGCAGCACGACCACCGCAUUGCGUGUGGUGUUCAACGGCUCCAGUCCAACUUCAUCAGGAUACUCGCUGAACGAUCUUCUACAUACUGGUCCAAAUCUGAUGCUGAAUAUCGCAGAUCUGCUCAUUUGGAUACGCAGAUACAAACAUCUGUUUGCAACUGACGUCACGAAGAUGUACCGACAAAUCAAGGUGCAUCCAGACGACUGGAGCUUGCAGCAGAUACUCUGGCUUGAUGACACGCAGAAGGAAACGUAG